This is a messenger RNA of Cuscuta campestris, 577 nucleotides long. NCBI's taxonomy places the organism in Eukaryota, Viridiplantae, Streptophyta, Magnoliopsida, Solanales, Convolvulaceae. The record is from the annotation of a GenBank genome assembly.
CACGUGGCAGCUCCAUGACAAUCCUCUCAUACUAUAAAAGGAAAUAACCUAAAAUCAAAAAAAUUUCACAACUAUUUAGAAUUUGUCUUCUCACUACUAUAUAUAUUUCGAACAAACAAACAGAACCUUAGAAGUCAGUAGUUCAUCUUCAUAAUUUGGCAAGUUUUUAAAGUUGCAAAAAUGGCUUCCCAAGAGCAUAGCUACAGAGUUGGCGAAACCAAGGGCCGUACUGAGGAGAAGACGGGACAAGCGGUGGAAGGAGUGAAGGAGAAGGCGCAGGCGGCGAAGGACAAGGCGUCAAGCAUGGCGGGGAGCGGCGCCGGGAAGACCUCCGAGGCGGCGCACGGCGCGAAAGACAAGACCGCCGGAGCGGCGCAGACGGCGAAGGAGAAGGCGGAGAAAGCGGCGGCGGCGGCGACGGACGCCGUGAAGCACGCGUUUGGGAUGGCGGAGGAGGAUAAGGCGGGCGGCGCCGGACGCCGGGAAUAGGAGGAGGAGUCUUCAAUUAAUUAAGUUGUUGUUUGUGAAAUUUGUUCUAUCUAGCUGUUGUCAUUAUCUUGCAAAAUAAUCCCUUUCC